AUGCCCAUUCUCCUGCCUCGAGUGAAUACCAGGGCAAAGGUGAAUAAGACAUCUCCUGUGGGCGCCUCGCAUCUAACUGCUGAAAAGAUCGACGUCCAGAUCAAGAUCAAACUUGCCUCGUUUUACAAGGCUGCUUGCAAUGACACCGCACUGCGGGAGGACCGUACGGACUGGGAAAUCCCUAGCACAAAGCAGGUGCGAGUAGAACACGACACCUUCACAAUCGAGUAUUUAGAUCCCAAGUAUGAAAAGUUCGACGAGUUUGCUGGUCUCACCUGGUUGGAGCCAAUCGACGUGGUUGCAAUUGACAAACAUACGUCGGUCCCGAUAGGACACUGCACUGCCAAAUUGAUCAGAAAACUGGACAUUGCCAGUAGGUUCCACGAUCUCGUGAAACGGCUCCGCAAUGAAGUGACCAUGUUGGGCUUUGACUUAUUCGAUUGUCAUGGAAGAUUACGAGAAGAUUACAGACGCAAAGUCUCGGGGUACUGGAAAACAAAACUUGAAGCAGGAACCGUACUUCUCAUUGAAGAUGUCACGAUUGACCAUCCCUACCAAGGCCGUGGAAUUGAUACACAGAUGCUCAAAGCACUCCUUAGGGCUACUCGAGAAAAAGUGAAGGGAUCAUCUUUGCUUGCUAUCACCUGGCCAGAGCCUGCCAAAGCGACACUCUUUUGUGAGACGUUCGAAAUUCUCGUGGGCAACCCUGGCGUCUCUCAGGUCCUCAAACCCAUAGACCCGAAAUCCACGGCUCGCUUCCGGAAACUUGGUUUUCGGCGAAUCGAAACUUCCAUAUGGUUUGGCCUGGUUGUCGAAGACCAAGGAGAUGUCAAUCGAACUCGCACCAUUGACUACUAUUUCGAUCCUCUACCUGGGACCGGACCGAUCCAGAGAUUACCAGAGCCCGUUUUGAGAGCGUUUACAAACUUCGACGACAUACAAUCCUUGCAAAUUCUCGAAGAGCACUACGGGCAUCUGGCACCAGAUUCGGACCACUGGCUUGCCACAGAUCAAGCGGGAAAUACGGUCUUGCACCUCGCCGCUCAAUUACAUUUCCCAAAGUGUGUCGGUUGGAUCCUCGACCACGAGGGCCGUCGACUCCCUCGCGUCCGCAACAUGAACCGUGACACUCCUCGGCAAGCAAUACAGCUCACCUUGGAAAAAAUUCGAUCUCGGCGUCUUAUUUUGCCGUCCUACAUCGUCGUGAUGAGGACUUUUCCAGAAUAUCCGGAUGACGCCAUUUGGUGCCUUGCUAAAAUGGAUGGUAUCAAUCUGGAGUACAAAGACAAGGCCUGGAAGCAAUUGGCGGCUGGAUGCUCAUGUGGGCGUUGCAUCGAAGGUUGCCUAAGUCCUCGCAUGCGUCUCAAAUUGUCCUCACAAGCUGAAGUCGACCAUGAAUCUUUCGAAACCGCUGUGGCCGUUGGUCCUUUCAACUUUGCCUAUGGGGAGCUUCCGGCACAUGGCUUUGUACGAGAGUGUUGCUGGAAGAUGAUCGCACGCAGCUUGGCAGCUGCUCAAGGUUGCGUCAACCUGCUCAACCAUAUCAGCGACUGCUUGGAGAAAGCAUUGCUCCCGACCGUGGUCAAUGUUAUGCGCGUACACGACAAAGAAGGGAAAAAUCCGGUCGCCACUGACAAAUUCUUCAAGUGCGGAGGUAGCGUGGCGCAGAUGGUGAGGAUGGUCUUUGAACGCGCUCUCUGGCACGAGGUACAGUACCUGGACGAGCCACAACCUUAUGGCAUUGUAGUGGACUGGAUGCAAUUAAGCUCUGAUGACUACCUUCCAGAAUGCCGAAACGACUAUGACUACAGAUAUGUUCGGAGAAAGUGUGGCAUUCCGGUGAAGCGGCUCAACUGA
This is a messenger RNA of Exophiala spinifera, 1857 nucleotides long. RefSeq lists its product as uncharacterized. The transcript has 2 exons. The coding region runs from base 1 to 1857 and encodes 618 amino acids. Lineage: Eukaryota; Fungi; Ascomycota; Eurotiomycetes; Chaetothyriales; Herpotrichiellaceae. The record is from RefSeq and is a predicted model, not a curated record.